GUGACCCUCGCGAUAAGGCCGGACGGCGCCGAGGUGCCGCCGUCGGACACCCCCGCUCGGGGCCGACGUGCGCCGUUCCACACCCCAUCCGGCCCGGAGAUUGCGGCUGUCCGACAUCCCCGAGCGCCGCCGUCCGACACCACCGCGCGCCACCGCCGUUUGCCGUCCAGAUCGACGUUCUUCGACCCCGCCACCCGAGUCCUGCGUCGACGGUCCGGCCUUCCGGCCCGGAGAUUGCGGCCGUCCGACAUCCCCGAGCGCCGCCGUCCGACACCACCGCGCGCCACCGCCGUUCGCCGUCCAGAUCGACGUUUUUCGACCCCGCCACCAGAGUCCUGCCUCGAUGUUCUUCGACCCCGCUAUCCGUGUCCUGCCUCGAUGUUCUUCGACCCAACAAACACUCUUCAGUUGGAAGCGAUAACGGUGUGGUUCCAGGAGGCUGAAGAAAGAAUUAAACAACUUCCAAACCCAACAAACUGGCCAGACUUCAACGUGGCCUCGUGGAACAAGAAGACAAUCAAAGGGCUGCCAACCCAGAAAGACGGGAGCUCUUGUGGACUCUACCUUCUCAAGUACAUAAUGCUUUGGACGGGAUCCAAACUAUCCAAAACAUUUUCAAAGAAAGAUAUAGAUAUGUAUAGGAGACAACUUGCACAUGACAUACUCAACAGUGACAGAAAUUCACUCCGAAAAAACCAGCAGCCAGACCAGACAAAGGCAAUUUCUGAAGAUGGAGUUUCUACCAAAAAAAGAAAGAGGUCCAGGACGAGCACCAGGAAUAUAUCUACACAGUAGAUAUGGCUUUCGCAUAGACAUUCGUCUUAAAUCAAACGUUUUCCCAUUUCCUCAAUAAUUCGGUUUGUAAGCAACAAUUUGAUGUUAUUUAUCCGGCACUUGGUGUGCGACAAUUUGCUCAAUAAUUCAGUUUGUAAGCAACAAUUUGAUGUUAUUUAUCCGGCACUUGGUGUGCGAUAAU
Triticum aestivum (bread wheat) is the source of this 976-nucleotide messenger RNA. RefSeq lists its product as uncharacterized. NCBI's taxonomy places the organism in Eukaryota, Viridiplantae, Streptophyta, Magnoliopsida, Poales, Poaceae. Gene Ontology annotation, molecular function: cysteine-type peptidase activity. The record is from RefSeq and is a predicted model, not a curated record. Gene Ontology annotation, biological process: proteolysis. The transcript has 3 exons. Bases 379 to 795 code for a protein of 138 amino acids.